Messenger RNA from Amoebophrya sp. A25, 2456 nucleotides. The record is from the annotation of a GenBank genome assembly. NCBI's taxonomy places the organism in Eukaryota, Dinophyceae, Syndiniales, Amoebophryaceae.
CGUUAAUACAUCACAACGUCUCCUGAGUGUCGUUAAUUAUAUAGUUGUCGAAGAAAGGUGUCAGAAACAAAUGAGUCCUCCCUACGCCAAUGAAAAAAAGAGUUUGCUCGAGAUGAAAAAGUUCUUGUUGUUGAUGUCGGUGAAGCUAAACGGUCAAUGUUUUUCGAAUCGUUGUCAACUUACAAGAUGAUCAUUACAUUGUAUUAAUCUACUCCUCAUCUUGAUUUUAGAACAUCAAUAAACAUGACUUAGUUUGCGUAGGGUUCCAACAAACAUCGGGAACUUUAUCAUCAAAUUCUUGAAAACACGAAAAUGCCUGCCGCCACAAUGCCUUCUUCGCAUCUCCCGCCUGGAGUUGAGGAUGAUCCUUAUGAAAAUGAGGAAUUUGACGAGGAGUUCACGCCUGACGAAGAGGCCGAAUUCCUUAAGGCUAUGGAACUGAAUGCCAAGCUUAAAUUAAGGCUUCCCCUAAUCGUCCAUCUCUAUAGGAAUAGGAAUCCCUCAACUGUGCGCAUGCGCCCCAAUACCAGGGGAAUAGUGACGCAUACGCAUACGCUUGAGGGAUUUCUACAGGGAUGAAUCAGGGAGAGGCCUAAUUUUUGCCAUGGUUGAAGAGGCAGAACACAUGGACACGAUCGAAGCUUCGAGAGCACUGAAAGGUGGAGGGAAAGUUAUGCUAAAAAUUUCGUUGUCGUUAACAUUAUCGUCCUCCAUUAAAACUCGUCGUCUUGUUUACACCUAUUACAUGUUUUGGCUUUCAUUAAAGUAGAAGUUGCGCGGCCAUAUUGAUUUUUUCUCAUCAUCGUUUUUUUUAACUUUAUCUACUUCGUCACCACCAUCUUCAUCUGCAGUUCUCGUCUAAUUCUUCCGGAAAAAGUGCAGGAAAGAGCACACGACGAGGAGGUCCUUCAGGCAACAUGUCAGCAAAGCAAGCAAGUUCUGCUAGCGCAGGAGGAAGGCAGCCAACUACAACGACGCCACCAGGAACCAGUAGCGCCCUUCCACCUAGGGAAAAUUGGUCGCAUGACAACUAUCAGAUCGAACAGAUCAAUAAAGGAAACAAGAACCUGUUGAACCGUCUGGUGAAAAUCAAAGACAGGGAUCCAAGAGAUGCGAUUGGUACUUGUUAUUGUUGUUUCUUCUAAUCUCAAAAAUAGCGCAAAAAUUCUUUUUGAUGGGAAGAUGAACUCUCUUCUCUUCAACUUUGAUGUCUUGUUCAAUAAUACUUACGUCCAUUCUCUCCCACUCACAAAAUCAAAAACAAUGUCUCGAAAACCCCCUGAUCUUGCAGCCUCCACUUCCGCACGAAUCGUUCGUCCUAAGAACAGUUCAGUGACGAUCAACCGACUGCGCGAGCAACAGAGGGUUCAACAGGAGAACAUCAAAAUUGUUCAGCGUUUGGAACGGGCGCGAGGAUGUGGAGGAGGAGGACCAUCUACUUAUGUUGUUGUUCAAUGUGUUACGUACUUACUUGUUCCGAGCUGCUGUGUCUCUUAGUUUCGUCUUGUUAAUGAUCGUUUUCAUCAAGUCUUCGUGCUAAUUCAAUUUCAACUACCCUUCUGAGAAUUCAUCAAGUUCAAGUAGUUCAGAAACAUACUAGAGUCUCCCUCCUCCACGACGAGGACCUUCAUACCCGAACACCAAGCAGCGGUUCAGCACCCACAAGGGAAACCUCCGACACUCAUGGUCCUGCACUUUCUGCGGCCGCCCGCCGGGCAUCGAAUAGUACUAGAAAUCCGCACGCGGUACCAGGAAGCGUCGUCGGGCCUAAAGGUGGCAUUCCUAAGGGAUGGACGAGAGGUAUUGGCGGUCAACUCCUACCUCCACCAAAGAUGCGAUGGGGUGCACAAAAGCAAUACGACGCAGGUGCCUGGCAAUCCUGAGGUUUUCACAAGAAAGUAGACGACUCAAUUCGUUAGAUUGGAAGAGUAUUGAUGAGGCACUAGCAGAAGCACCGCAUCCCUGAACCCAGUCUAGUUGCCAUUAAUUUUCGAUAAGUUCUUUUUUUGAUAGAUCAGACAGAUACUAGCAUUAAGUAGAGCAAAUUGAGAAGUAGUAGCAAAAGCAAUAUUUUAGCAAUUAUUAAACAAAUAACUCCAAAAAAAACGAUAAAAAUUUUUGACUUCUAGUUCUGCAGAUUGAGAUCUAACGAUUGAUCAUUGUAACAGAUGGUGAGCUUUGAUUUUGAUGAAAAAGUUAGUAGAUUCUCGAUUUCAAAUUCAAUAUUUUGGAGAAGUAGAAAUAUGAGAUUUUUCGGUCUGAAAGAACGUUUCGUUGUUGUUCAAGCCAAUGUCACAGAGAUUGAAGAUGUCAGCGUGAUUUCUUGUUUCUUAUUCCUAGUAGUGAGUCACAGAGUCUCCUCAGAGGAGACUCCUCUUCUUGAUGCUGCUCAUAGUUUUCUGAAAAGAGCCGGGCCAAGAUGAUGUUGAAGGAAAUCUUCGACGAGGUUGAAAAAG